Acyrthosiphon pisum (pea aphid) is the source of this 1214-nucleotide messenger RNA. RefSeq lists its product as uncharacterized. The record is from RefSeq and is a predicted model, not a curated record. The transcript has 3 exons. Bases 323 to 1006 code for a protein of 227 amino acids. Lineage: Eukaryota; Metazoa; Arthropoda; Insecta; Hemiptera; Aphididae.
UCAUCUUUAUUCAUAAUUUAAUAUAAUAUUGUUAUCUGUUAUACAGCUGUAGUCUCGUCAACAUUAUAAUAAUGUUUGUAUGUCGAUCGUGUUGUCUACGUAACGACGCUUGUUUAUUUCCAUCGAUCACACAGUUAAGUGCGGUCUGUGUGUAUAAAUAUAUUAUGUAUAUACGAUUUUUUAUGUACGUAUGUCUUGACAUAGUUCAGUCCGAUAAUGUGCUUGCGACGGGAAAUAAAACAACUCUUGGAGUCCUUGCAUAUUGUUCAAUGAAUCUAGCUUUUCCGGUCAUUUCCAGUAAUUUUCCAGUCCGUUUCGAAGAAUGGAGGCGUUCAGGGAUGCUGUGCGUAGGGUCAUGAGCAGGUCGUCUGACGAUCAACAGAUGGACUGCGUACUCAUGGCGUCCGUCCAGAAGCAGCUGACCGAAGUCGCGGACGCCGUAGCCUCGGUCUGGCCACUGGCUGAACUGUCAGACCCAGAGAGACGCGAGUGCGCUAAGACUUCGGCCGUAAAACGAUUUCCGGCGAGAAGCAUCGUCUACGAUGACGUUCGCAACUCCAUCGAGGCAAACGCUUACUUCGUGCUCGAAGGACGGUGUACUUGCAUGCAGCGACUCCGGGUCCGCAAGACGACAGAAUAUGGCCGCAACCGUUUCACGCUGAUCCUUGACACUGGCAGUGACGGCCAAUCACAUUCGGACCUAAAGAAAAACGUACAGACGGUCUACGUGAAGAUGGCAGAUCUACGACCGGGUUCGGUUUUUGGCCUUGGUGAAAGGCGGUCGGGGCGAAUAGUGAUGGCCACAGCCGAUGUUAAGUGUUUGCUGGUCCCUUUGGCGUUCCUCGCCAAGCACAACUCGUCCAACAUCUGGGGUCGGACUGUGUGCUCCCUGAAUGGUACCAACCCGACGGUCGAACAGUCGUUCCGGAAGUUAGUCGUGGAAAACAGAUGGGAAGAAUACAAGAAGUCGUUAGCAGACGACUUGUUCCGGAAACGCCGACCAUAGUAUUGUUAUUAUUAUUAUGACCACUGUGAAUAAUAUUAUUUUUUAUGUUAUUUUUACGAACGACGUAGUAUAUAGUCGUAUCGUGUUUUUUCUUUUUAUUAUGACUAAAGAGGUUAAGUACCUACCUUUGGUUUAAGUAACCUAUAUAACGGGUUUUGUCUUUUUAUCGUGCUUGUCGUUAAAUUUACAAUAAAUUACAUAUAAAAUA